Molecule: messenger RNA, 1524 nt
Organism: Sipha flava (yellow sugarcane aphid)
Lineage: Eukaryota; Metazoa; Arthropoda; Insecta; Hemiptera; Aphididae
Product: LIM and SH3 domain protein Lasp
Exons: 9
Coding region: 474-1454 (326 amino acids)
Cellular component (GO): focal adhesion
Molecular function (GO): actin filament binding
Source: RefSeq, a predicted model, not a curated record
AUAUUAUCAUUAUUACGAAAAAUAAUAAUAAUAAUAAUAAUAUAGGGCCGUAGACAAGCGCCGUGUUCCUCCUGGACCAUUAUUGCUGUCAAUUAAUAUUAAUAUAUUGUAGUGCUCUGUUGAACGCGGUGGCGACCCGUAUGCGGACGACGCCGAACAAAGAGAGAGCGUGAGGAGAGCAACAGAAAACAAUUUAAUAUCAUCGUCGGUUCCAGUGUUCGAACCAAGAGCGAUUCGAAUUCUACCCAACUUUGUUUCAACCGUUUCGCUUGCUGUCUUGCCUUUACUGUGAAACGAUAAAAUACGCACAAGUGGUUGUUGUAUUCCUACAUCAAGUCGUGUUCCAUCGUCGUCAUCGCCGUGAAUUUACGUCUGGCUUGUCAACAAUUAUAAUUUUUGUCCACUCAAAUACGUACUGUCGUCGUCCAAGUAAUACUUAUUGUCUUUUGCGUGUUUUUGUAUCCAUUUUAAAGAUGAACAAAAAGUGCGCCAGAUGUGAGAAGGUCGUAUAUCCAAUAGAAGAACUGAAAUGUCUGGACAAGGUUUGGCACAAACAAUGCUUCAAAUGUCAGUCUUGUGGCAUGACAUUGAAUAUGAGAAAUUACAAAGGAUUCAAUAAAGAACCCUUUUGUGAAGCACACAUUCCAAAAGCAAAACAUACUACUGUUGCUGAAACACCAGAGUUAAAAAGGAUUGCUGAAAAUACCAGAUUACAAUCAAAUGCACAGUAUCAUGCAGAAUUUGAAAAAACUAAAGGAAAAUUAACUCAAGUUGCAGAUGAUCCAGAAACUUUAAGAAUAAAAGCUAAUUCAAAAAUUAUAAGUAAUGCAGCAUAUCAUGGAGAUUUUUUGAAGAAAGCAGAGAUGGAACAACGCCGAAAUUUAAGUAAUGGAAACAACGCAACAAAUAUUAAUGAAGCAACAGCUAAGAAUAUUGUUGUGAACAAACCUAUUCAAACUGAUGAUCAGAAUAAUGCUGUUAAACAGAAUAAAGCGCAACAACAUUUUAACUCUGGGAAUACUAGAUAUACAUCCCAAAAAGUUGAAAAUAAUCCAUAUCAUUCUAGAGAAGAUUCAUCGGCUAAAAUUCCUGCAUGUUUAAAUCGUCAAUCAUCUACUUUAAUUUAUUCAUCUGAUGGAGGAGAUUUAGUUAACAAUGCCUUUAACAAUCAUCAAAUUGGUUCAAUUGCUGACUAUGAUCCAAUUAAAAAGCAACAACCUUAUGGUGGUGUUAAGUAUACCAAUUAUUCUGAAAGCAAAAAUUACAACUUUGGGAGGGUUUACCGAGCUAUGUAUGAUUAUGAAGCCCAAGAUUUGGAUGAAGUUUCAUUUACUGAUGGAGAUUUAAUUGUAAAUUGUGCUGCUAUUGAUGAUGGUUGGAUGACUGGUGUUGUUCAGAGAACAGGAAAAUCCGGCAUGUUACCAGCCAACUAUGUCCAACCUGCAGCUAUUUAAAAUUAUGAAUUUAAAUUAUGUGUUAUUUGUUAAUGUUUAUGAUAUGUUUAUAAUAUGGUGAAAACAUAAU